AUGGCCUUCAAAGUUAGCAAAUGUGCAGAGGAAGACAAGGUGACUUAUGCUGCUUUUAUGAUGAAGUAUGAAGCCCUAUUCUGGUGGGAAAGAAAUACCAACCUAAGGGGCGAAGAAGCUGUAGCAAGGAUGUCAUGGGAUGAGUUCAAGGUGCUGUUCAACGAGAAGUUCUGCCCAAGAACUGUUGUAAAACAGUUGGAAGAAGAAUUCUUGAGGUUAGAACAAGGAAGCUUAACGGUCAGGGAGUAUAUGACCAGCUUCACAGAGAAGGCUAGAUUCUCAGAGCACUAUGUCUCUACUAAGGAGAGACGGGUAGAGCUCGAAGUUAGAGAAAAUGAAAUCGUCCGCCAAGAAUCCGAGCGGGGCCAGUUGAAGAGGAAAUGGGAGGGUUCAAACAACGAAGCCCGAAGACAAAAAGCUGGGAACUCGGAAAGGAAGGUAUGGCAAGGACAAUCGGGCAAACCAUGUCCUAAAUGCAACCUUGUGCAUAAAGGAGAAUGCCUAGUUAAGCCCAGGGUCUGCUACCGGUGUGGGAAGGCUGGACACUUGUCCCAAGACUGCAGAAUGGAACGAAGAGAGAGAUUAUGCUACAUGUGCAAGUCACCCAAUCAUGUGCAAGCAGACUGCCCACAAAGGAAGAAGGAUGUUACGGCCAUUCAAGGAGGAAGCAGACGUGAGAAAGGAGAUGAACGACGACUAGAAACACCAAGACCAAAAGGGAGGGUGUUCCAAAUGACUACAACCGAGGUUGAGGAAACCCCAAAUGUGUAA
Molecule: messenger RNA, 771 nt
Organism: Cynara cardunculus var. scolymus (artichoke)
Lineage: Eukaryota; Viridiplantae; Streptophyta; Magnoliopsida; Asterales; Asteraceae
Exons: 2
Coding region: 1-771 (256 amino acids)
Molecular function (GO): nucleic acid binding; zinc ion binding
Source: RefSeq, a predicted model, not a curated record